Molecule: messenger RNA, 2063 nt
Organism: Durio zibethinus
Lineage: Eukaryota; Viridiplantae; Streptophyta; Magnoliopsida; Malvales; Malvaceae
Source: RefSeq, a predicted model, not a curated record
CAAUGUUUUAUUUCAAAAACAUAGCAGAUUUACUUGUCAUUAAGACAAAACCGGUAAGCAAAAAAAAAGGGCAAAUGAUUGCUAGAUUUCGAAGAAAGAAGAAAAACAAGAAGAAAAAGAUCAACAGCCCAGAAAGAUUUUGAACAAAGAUGGGUUUGUAUGAAGACAAUCUAAAAGGGUUUAUUUUGGCAUUGUUGUCAAGUGGGUUUAUUGGGGCAAGUUUUAUCAUUAAAAAGAAAGGCCUUAGAAGAGCUGCUGCUGUUUCUGGUGUUAGAGCUGGUUAUGGUGGAUAUGCUUAUCUUUUGGAGCCUUUAUGGUGGUUGGGCAUGAUCACAAUGAUUGUUGGUGAGGUUGCAAACUUUGUGGCAUAUGCAUUUGCUCCGGCAAUUCUUGUUACUCCUCUUGGUGCAUUAAGUAUUAUUGUCAGUGCUGUCUUGGCUCACUUCAUUCUGAAGGAGAAGUUACACCAGCUAGGGGUUUUAGGAUGCGUUAUGUGUAUCUCAGGUUCGGUCGUAAUUGUUAUCCAUGCACCACAAGAGAGUCCUAUAACUUCUGUCCAGGAGAUAUGGAAUAUGGCUACACAACCAUCUUUUUUACUGUAUCUGGGCUCGGUUAUUGUGUUGGUGUUCCUUUUGAUCUUCCAUUUUGCUCCAAGAUGUGGACAUACAAAUGUGUUGGUUUUCACAGGCAUUUGUUCAUUAAUGGGAUCUCUCUCGGUCAUGAGUGUUAAAGCCCUUGGAACUGCACUCAAACUAACCUUUGAGGGAAAGAACCAGUUAGUCUACCCAGAGACAUGGUUUUUUAUGUUUAUCGUGGCUACAUGUGUCAUUACACAAAUGAAUUAUCUCAAUAAGGCACUUGAUACAUUCAACACUGCAGUUGUGUCCCCUAUUUAUUAUGUCAUGUUCACAUCACUUACGAUCCUCGCCAGUGUCAUAAUGUUCAAGGAUUGGGAUGGUCAAAGCACGGGAAGCAUCAUAUCUGAACUAUGUGGUUUCAUUGCUGUGCUUUCGGGGACCAUUUUGUUAAACUCAACCAAAGACUCUGAUAGAGGUUCGUCCUUCAGAGGUGGCCAUGCACCUCUAUCCCCUACAUUAUCUACAGGACUCUUCAGUGGUAAUGGUGAAUCUCCAAAACAUGACGAAGAAAAUGUGCUAUUGCCUGAGGAAAUUUGCUUGAGGAAGCAAGAACCAUACUAAGAUGGCUAAAUUAGUGAAUUGGGAGUACAAACACAUCUAACUUUUGUGUGAUCAAAGUGCAAGGUGAAAUCCAGGUUUCAAGAAUCCUUAAGAGGAUAGCUGAGAGAUGAGUAUGCAAGCAUGAGUUUCGGUCCUGUCAGACAAGAAAGUGACUGAAAACUCUUAACAGCUUGUUUUGUUCAUCAUGUGCAGUACCAGUUUACGAGUUGAUGCUUGCUUCUCAGGCUACCUGCGUGUUGAGUGAAUCGGUGGUUGACGGUACUUGAGGGGGUGAUAUUUCAACUCAACAAAUCAGCAGAUAUGGCUGCUAAAGGUAGUAUUUGGUUCCCUCAAAGUUCUGAGGCCUGGAUUUUAGCAAGGGAAGUUGGAGUCAUUGUAUCUUCAUAUGUGCUAUGAAAUUGACAGUGUGGCAUCAACCUUACAGGAAUUUUGGACUUUCUGUUUGAUUUCUUGGUGUGCUUUUUAUUAGGAAGGGCAACAGGAAGAAAGUAAUGCUUGUAGAGUAUAACACAAAUGGAUAAAUUAAAUUAUAGUGUCAAGGAUUAAUUGUCAUUGACUCUUAACCAAGCUUGAAAUAACUGUUUUCAUUUUUUUCUAUAUAGAUAUUAUGAAGUUUUCCAAUUCACCUACAAAAAUGUUCUAACAUCCAAUGGCAUCGUCCCCUGAUUAAAGGAUUACACCCACCAACACAGUAGUUACUUUGAAAGACGUCAAUUUGUGUGUUCAUAUAUUUUAAAUUGUGUUACCUUCGUGCAUUUUUUCAUAUUAUUUUAUUGUCAGUUUAAAAUUAUCAGGUUUAUCUCAAUUCAAAAACUUGCUGGAAAAAAAAUUAGACAAAAAAAAAGUUGAAAUUAGGAUUACAAA